Molecule: messenger RNA, 1388 nt
Organism: Jatropha curcas
Lineage: Eukaryota; Viridiplantae; Streptophyta; Magnoliopsida; Malpighiales; Euphorbiaceae
Product: putative aldo-keto reductase 1
Cellular component (GO): cytoplasm
Source: RefSeq, a predicted model, not a curated record
UGCUUUAUCCUCGGCUCCAGGAUCACCGCUCACUAUAUAAGAGUUAGAGCUCACUGCCCGAGCAAUUGAUAUUACUGUAGAAGCAGAGUAGAGUAAGAUGACAGAUCAAAAGCAGAGAGUUGUAGUUCCAAGAGUGAAACUUGGUAACCAUGGAUUUGAGGUCUCAAAGUUAGGGCUUGGAUGUAUGGUGCUUAGUGGUGUUUACAAUGCCCCUCUUCCUGAAGAGGCUGGCAUUUCAAUCAUUAAGGAAGCUUUCGAAAGAGGAAUUACAUUUUUCGACACAGCUGAUGUUUAUGGACCUCACACUAAUGAAGUCUUGGUUGGGAAGGCAUUGAAACAACUGCCAAGAGAAAAGCUUCAGCUGGCUACAAAAUUCGGUAUUGUCCUCCAGAAUACUGAUUAUAGAGGUGCUUCAAUUAAAGGCAACCCUGAAUACGUUCGUGCAUGCUGUGAGGCUAGCCUUAAGCGUCUUGACGUGCAAUAUAUUGAUCUCUACUAUCAGCAUCGUAUUGACACUUCAGUACCAAUAGAGGAAACUAUGGGAGAGCUUAGGAAGUUAGUGGAAGAAGGAAAAAUUAAAUACAUUGGAUUAUCUGAAGCAAGUCCAGACACUAUAAAGAGAGCACAUGCAGUCCAUCCGAUUACUGCAGUGCAAAUGGAAUGGGCACUUUGGACUCGUGACAUUGAAGAAGAAAUAAUCCCUCUCUGCAGGGAACUUGGAAUUGCAGUCGUUGCAUAUAGUCCUCUAGGUCGGGGAUUUUUUGGUGGCAAAGCAGUUGUGGAAAGUUUGCCUUCAGAGACCUCACUGAAAAAUCAUCCUAGAUUCACAGAAGAAAAUAUUGAAAAGAAUAAGGUGUUUUAUACUAGAACUGAAAAACUGGCGGAAAAAUAUGGAUGUACUUCAGCUCAGCUUGCACUUGCAUGGGUCCUCAAUCAAGGAGAUGAUGCGGUUCCUAUCCCUGGGACAACUAAGAUUAAACAUCUGGUUGAUAAUAUUGAAGCAUUGAGAAUCAAGCUGACAAAAGAUGAAUUGAAGGAGAUCUCUGAUGCAGUCCCUGUCGAUGAAGUAGCUGGAGAUCGAUCUUUUAAUUUCAAGCAGACCUUUAAAUUUGCUGAUACACCACUGCCUAAAACUGCUUGAGCUGCAACCUCAUAAGUCAUAAGUAUGUGGAAGCAAAGUUAAUGCAACUGCAGUUCACAUGUAAACUGCUUCGAAUAGCAGACUCUAUUGUUGCUGGGUUUGUUAGUAGUUGUUUUCUUUUAGUCUUAUUAAAUGAAUGUCCUGUAUUUACUUCCCAAUGUACCAGAAAAGAAAAAGCUGAAUUCAGGGAUACUAUUCCUCUUAAGCAGAUAUAUAAUAUUUUGAAUAAUGCAGCUUUCACCGAUAA